CGCUGUCGAAAUCGGGUGAAGUUGAAGGAGCUUACGGUGAAUGUAACCUUCCGCGCUGAGUAGAAGUGCUGAGGCUCGGGCCGCCGCCAUUUUGAAUGUCUGGUCCCUUCCUUACUCCGUCGCGCAUAGAGAGAAGAUUCCGGCUGUUUUCUGGUGUCGUUACGGCUGAGGAUGCCAGCUCCGAUCAGACUUCGGGAGCUGAUCCGGACCAUCCGGACUGCUCGGACCCAGGCCGAGGAGCGUGAGAUGAUCCAGAAAGAAUGCGCAGCUAUCCGAUCAUCGUUCAGAGAAGAAGAUAACACUUACCGCUGUAGAAAUGUGGCAAAGCUGCUGUACAUGCACAUGUUGGGUUAUCCGGCACAUUUCGGGCAGCUGGAAUGUCUGAAGCUGAUUGCGUCACAGAAGUUCACUGACAAGAGAAUAGGGUACCUGGGGGCCAUGCUGCUGUUGGACGAGAGGCAGGAUGUCCAUUUACUGAUGACAAACUGCAUUAAGAAUGAUCUAAAUCACAGUACACAGUAUGUCCAGGGGCUGGCCUUGUGCACCCUCGGCUGCAUGGGGUCGUCAGAAAUGUGUCGCGAUCUGGCCGGGGAAGUGGAAAAGCUUCUCAAAACGUCAAAUUCCUAUUUGAGGAAAAAGGCAGCACUGUGUGCAGUUCACGUCAUUCGGAAGGUUCCAGAGCUGAUGGAGAUGUUUCUGCCAGCGACAAAAAACCUGCUGAGUGAGAAGAAUCAUGGGGUUCUCCACACGUCUGUCGUUUUACUUACUGAAAUGUGUGAACGAAGUCCCGACAUGCUCACUCACUUCAGAAAGAAUGAAAAGCUGGUUCCUCAACUGGUGCGAAUCCUAAAGAACCUGAUCAUGUCUGGAUACUCUCCUGAGCACGACGUGUCUGGUAUCAGCGAUCCCUUCCUGCAGGUUCGAAUAUUGAGGCUCCUGAGAAUCCUGGGAAAGGGUGAUGAUGACUCGAGUGAAGCUAUGAAUGACAUUCUUGCACAGGUUGCAACAAACACAGAGACAAGUAAAAAUGUAGGCAAUGCAAUCUUGUACGAAACUGUUCUGACUAUUAUGGACAUCAAAUCAGAAAGUGGAUUAAGGGUAUUAGCUAUUAAUAUCCUUGGACGUUUUCUUCUGAACAAUGACAAAAACAUCAGAUAUGUGGCACUGACGUCUUUACUGAAAACAGUACAGACUGACCACAAUGCGGUUCAAAGGCAUCGGAGUACCAUUGUGGACUGUCUGAAAGACCUGGAUGUCUCCAUUAAAAGACGUGCGAUGGAGCUAAGUUUUGCCCUGGUCAAUGGAAAUAACAUCCGUGGGAUGAUGAAGGAGCUGCUGUAUUUUCUGGACUCCUGUGACCCGGAGUUCAAAGCCGACUGCGCGUCGGGGGUUUUCUUGGCUGCUGAGAAGUAUGCACCUUCCAAAAGAUGGCACAUAGACACCAUAAUGAGGGUGUUAACAACGGCGGGGAGUUACGUUCGAGACGACUCGGUCCCAAAUCUCAUUCAGCUCAUAACCAACAGUGUAGAGAUGCAUGCUUACACUGUGCAGAGACUCUACAAAGCCCUGCUGGAUGACAUCUCUCAGCAACCGCUGGUACAGGUGGCAUCCUGGUGCAUAGGAGAGUAUGGGGACCUAUUGGUGUCAGGCCAGUGUGAGGAGGAGGAGCCCAUUCAAGUUACAGAGGAUGAGGUCUUGGAUGUUUUGGAAGGUCUUCUUGUCUCCAACUUGUCCGCCCCUGUGACUCGAGGUUACUCACUGACCGCCAUCAUGAAGCUGUCCACUCGUUUCAGUGGUGUGAAUCGAAUAAAGAAAGUGGUGUCUAUAUACGGGAGCAGCAUAGACGUGGAGUUACAACAGAGAGCUGUGGAGUACAAUGCACUUUUUAAGAAAUACGAUCACAUGAGGCCGGCCUUAUUAGAGCGAAUGCCCAUUAUGGAGAAAGCGGCCACUAACGGCCCCACUGAGAUUGUACAGACCAAUGGUGAGACUGAACCUUCUGCACUGGACUCGAAACACCCACCGACCAUCGCUCAGACAAAUCAGGCAAAUGAUUUGUUGGACUUGCUCGGAGGUAACGACAUCCCGGUAAUCCAAACAACUCUGCCCACCAAACCUGCCUCAGCUGGCGGAGAGCUGCUCGAUCUACUUGGGGAUCUCUCUCUUUCUGGUGGUCCAACCCCUGCUCCUGCCCCUUCUGUGCCCAUAUCCCAGGCCCAGUUCCUUCUGGACGGUCUCUCCUCACAGCCACUCUUUAACGACACAGUAGCAGCUAUUCCGCCAAUGAUCGCGUACAACAAGAACGGCUUGAAAAUAGAGUUCACCUUUGAGAGGUCCAACCCGAACCCUAACAUUUCAGUCAUCACCAUCCACGCCUCCAACUCUACUGAGUCAGACAUGGCCGACUUCGUGUUCCAGGCUGCAGUACCAAAGACCUUCCAGCUGCAGCUCCUCUCUCCCAGCAGUAACAUAAUCCCAGCACUUAACCAGGGAAGCGUCACACAAGUCAUCAGGGUUCUUAACCCACAGAAGCAACAGCUGCGAAUGCGCAUCAAGCUGACGUACAGCUACAAAGGCUCUCCCGUUCAAGACAUGGCUGAGGUCAACAACUUUCCCCCUCAAUCCUGGCAAUGAUCGUGCAUUUCACUCGAUCAGUAACACCCGCCACACACACAAACAUACACACAUACACUGAUGCACAGAAAUCAAGCAAGGGAACUGUGAGCGAGGGCGUGCCCUUCCUCAUCCCUGACUGGCCCCUGUGACAUAACUGCACAUCGCUGCCCUGGGGUUGCAUGGGAAAUAGGAAUCUUCCCAACACAUUCGCGCACACGAACAUACAAGAUGGUCUGAAAUCAUAAUUAUGAUGACAAUGAUAAACCCUGUCCCUUUUUGUUGUGUUUUUAUCUGUUGUUUUCUGUCUUUUUGCUUCGAAAUUAGUAUCACUUCUGUUACUGACUCAUGCACAAGUACUGUCACACACCCACAAACACACAAACCCUAAGCAGGCUCCGAUCCUCUUUCUGUGUGUACAUAAAAUAUGCCACUCGAUCACUCUGGAGAAGCACUCAUUGUAAUAGGUUUGAUUUUGAUGAUUUUAAUGUUAAUAGCUUUCAAUUUUAAUUGAAAGUUUAACAAAAGUCUAGUUGAAUUGAUUCGCACUGGCAUUUCAGAGUCAGUUUCUACAAUGGAGGCAUUUUCAUAAAGGACAGUAAAGCUGGUGACAUGAGCAUUUGAUUAGUCAGCUUUAUUUUUUAAGUAGCACACAAUCCGUUCUACACUCUCUGGCAGAAUUCUGGUGCAGAUUUAAAGUUUUCUGUAAAUGCUUCACAACUCACUAUAAUAAAUGUAUGGAUAUAAUUAAAGCGAUAGAUUUGAGUGCGAGAUGAUGGAAGGAAGGGAAGGUAGUUGUAUUUGCCCUGCGUUCACACUAACUCAUAAUGAAGCAUUUGUGUGUAUGCAUGCAUGACGCGGAGGAGCGAUUUCAUCCAUGAGUUCUAUGCAAAUUAGGAAUGACCUCAUUGUGGCUAACUCGAACGAUUGGCUCAAAUUGUUUCUUGGAACAAUCUGACAACAUGGUCCAGCGUUCCUUCACAACUUUACAGUUUAACGUGCAAAAACAGCAUGCAUCAUAUUUCAUCGUGUCCUGUCACAUAUGACUGCUCCUUAAAUGAGUGUAGACACGUUAAAAGGAAUAUAAAGCUUGAAGGAAGUAGCCGAUAUCAUUGGAUCCUCGGGCAAGUGUACGUAGUUAGUACAAAUAGCUAGCAUUGCUAAUCUAAUCUGACAGUGAGGCCAGUAUGGAGCCAAGCAUUUAAAUUAAUUGCAAAAAAUAAUAAUUUUACACUGAUUUUCAGUUGUGUUCAGCUUUAGAUGUUUUUAUAACUACUUCCAUUUCUUCUAAAAAAAAAAAAACAAAAACAAAAAAAACAACCAGGCCAUGCCCACAAGUAAAAAAUAUGAGACAUUUUGCCUGUUAGUGUGAACGUAGGUUUGAGAAGAUAAGUUCUUUCACAGCUUCACAUUAGAUAGUUGUUCUUGUUUUUUUGGCAAAGUCGAAGUUCGACACGACUCUUAAUAUUUUAAGUUUUUUUUGUUUGACUUCUGAUGUCCUUGUCCAAAAGUCGGUGUUAAACGUCAGUGCAAUUUAUAGACGAGUUAAAAAAAUACACUGGUCCAUCAUGAAUGUAGUUAUAUGCACUGAACUCAUUUUUGUUUUUUUGUUUUUUUGAGGUGGUUUUGAAGUAGGGGGUACAAUAAAACCCUGUCGCCUGACUUUAAAGCGUUGUGCCUUUUUGCCAUAAUGGUUAAAGCUGAAACGAUUGAUUGGCUGCUUUCUAUAGAUCGGAUCCAGGAUGUAAUGUAGGUGUGUAGUUCUGCGUGUUGAGGUGUGAGCUUUCCCCUGUUUUUCCUCAUUUUCAGAUGAAUUUUGGAAGCAGUAACUGAAAUACCUCGUGUUUGUUUUUUUUUUUGUUUGUUUGUUUUUUGGGGGGGUUUGCAUCAAAAUAGUAUAUCAAAGCAUCUUUUAGGUGGGAAAAGAAAACAAACCCGUCCCUACAAACACCUUUCAGUCUUCGCUUACACACAGUGACCAGAUAGAUUUUUACAAAUUUUUUUUUUUUAGUUUGGUGACCAAAUCAGAGCUGUAACUUAUGUAUAUGGUGACAAAAAAAAAGAGUCUGCAUUCUGUUACUUGAUUUUUUUCCUUUCUUCCUUGUCUUGGGGCUUUUUUUCUGUACAUAUUGAGGGCUUUUAAGAUGCAUCUAUCCUUUUCACCUAUUGCUUUUCUUUUUAAACAUAUUGACCCUUUUCUAAUCUAAACAGUAGUCGGUCUAGAUUAAUCACUUCCCUGUUUAAUUGUUUAUUCAGAAAAAAUGUAUUAUCUGCUGCCUGUAUAUUGUAUAUAACUGUAAAAGAUGACUGGGGGCAAAAAAAAUCAAAUAAAUUCCAAUUUGAAGACCUGUGAA
Molecule: messenger RNA, 4967 nt
Organism: Silurus meridionalis
Lineage: Eukaryota; Metazoa; Chordata; Actinopteri; Siluriformes; Siluridae
Gene: ap1g1
Product: adaptor related protein complex 1 subunit gamma 1
Exons: 24
Coding region: 172-2634 (820 amino acids)
Biological process (GO): intracellular protein transport; Golgi to vacuole transport; receptor-mediated endocytosis
Cellular component (GO): AP-1 adaptor complex; membrane coat; Golgi apparatus
Molecular function (GO): clathrin-cargo adaptor activity
Source: RefSeq, a predicted model, not a curated record